CUGUUAUAAAUGGAGGGAACGGUUCUCUGAUUCCUCUCUUUACUCUCUUCUUCCUCUCCUCUUUUCUCUGAUUCUUUCUCUUCCUCAAUUCUUCUUCUCCUGAUUUGUAUUACGAGAAAUGGGCCGCAUCAUUUUGAUGCACCCACACGCUUCUUCCCAGUCGCUUAUAUCUACGAGCGCAUUCGCCACCGUACACCUGUAAAGAUAAGAUACAGGUAAAGAAAAAUUGAGAGGGAAAAAAGUCGAAAGCACUUUUUAGAGAGAGAAAGAGAGCGGCGUUGUGAGAGAAGGACUCGUGAGGAGAUCUGAAAUCGAACAAUCGAAGAUCGAGUCUUGGGUUUUUCUUCUGUAGAUUUGUUAUGUUUAUUUGGAUCCGGUGGUUGAAACUUGGGGGAACUCUCAAGUUUGGGAGGUGAAAUUUAGGGUUUUUGGUGCAGAUGUACUUAAACCCUAUUUUGGAUUUGGUUGCGGGUGCAGAAUUGUUUUUGUUGGAGACUGGAAAAAAAGAAAUUAGGGUUUAAAACCCUAAUAUAUGUGUAUGGCUUCGGGGAUAGUAGCUGGAGAAGGAAAAGAUGGUGAGAGAGAGAAACAGAGGUACAGUGAGAACAAGGUUUAUACCAGGAAAGCGUUCAAGGGUUCCAAGAAAAAUAGUCUUCUCAACUCCACUGUUAACAGUAGCAACCCCAACCCCAACCACAACAACAACAACAACAACAACACCAGUAACAACCACAAGAACAACGUGGAUAGGGAUGCUGAGAAUGACACUGAUGUCACCAUAACAGCUGUCCCUAACACCAACGACCACCACAACAACAACAAAAAUGACAACAACGUGGAUAGGGCUGCUGUGAACAACACUGAUGUCAUCGCAACAGUUGUCCCUAACACCAACGGAAACAGCAACCACCCUGUUGAAAUACCUGCUCAGCCUCUUCCUUUGGAGUUUGGGAAUUCAGCUCACCAACAGCCUGGUCCUCGCGUAGAUACUGCUGCUUCUGAUGACUGUUCAAGUUUUAAUAAGCAGGUGGCUAUGACUGGAGAUUUGAAGCCUAGUUCUGAGAACCAGGUGAAGAUCAAUUUGGCUUCAAGGUCAAAGCAGGAGAUGGCAGAACUGAGGAGGAAGUUGGUAAGUGAGCUUGAUUUGGUAAGGAGUUUGGUGAAGAGGAUUGAAGCUAAAGAAGCGCAAAUAAGGGGGUUUAGUAAUGCCCCUGUUCCUUUGAAUAAUGCUGUUGAUUAUGGUUUCAAUGGGGUUCAACCAGAGCUGGCCCCAGUCGGCAUUUCUCAGGAGCCUGUUAAGAAAUCAAGGCCUUUGAAUCAGUUGAAUAUUUCUGCCUUGGAAAAUAGUCAGGGUGUAAAUGAAAAUUUGGAGAAGGAGAAAAGGACGCCUAAGGCAAAUCAGUUUUAUUGUAAUUCUGAGUUUUUGCUUGCAAAAGAUAAGUUUCCUCCAGCUGAGAGUAACAAGAAGUUGAAAUUAAAUGGGAAGAAGCAAGGAGGAGGUGACUUGACACACGGGUUUGGCAUGGGUAAUAAGUUCUUUAAGAGCUGUAGUUCUUUGCUUGAAAGACUAAUGAAGCACAAGCAUGGUUGGGUCUUUAAUUCUCCUGUUGAUGUCAAAGGUCUUGGUUUGCAUGAUUACUAUAGUGUCAUUAAGCAUCCCAUGGAUUUGGGCACUGUGAAAACAAGGCUUGGUAAAAACUGGUACAAGUCACCAAGAGAGUUUGCAGAGGAUGUGAGAUUGACGUUUCAGAAUGCCAUGACAUAUAAUCCUAAGGGACAAGAUGUUCAUGUAAUGGCAGAGCAGUUAUCAAAGAUAUUCGAGGGAAAAUGGGCUUCUAUAGAGGCAGAUUAUAUUCGAGAUAUGAGACUUGCAGUAGAAUAUGAAGUGAGUCUCCGUGUGCCAACACCAAGAAAGGCACAUUCAUUGCUACCACUUCCGCUUGAUACUAGGAUCUUGGAUAGAUCAGAGUCAAUGAUACGCCCUAUUGAUCCAAGACCAAAACUAAUUGCUACAACUCCUUUGGGUAGGACUCCUGCUCCAAAAAAGCCUAAAGCAAAGGAUCCUUACAAGAGGGAUAUGACUUAUGAAGAGAAGCAGAAGCUUAGCACUAAACUUCAAAGUUUGCCUUCAGAGAAGCUGGACAACAUUGUACAGAUUAUUAAAAGAAGGAAUUCAGCUGUUCUUCAACAUGACAAUGAAAUAGAAGUAGACAUUGACAGUGUGGAUACUGAGACUCUUUGGGAGCUGGAUAGAUUUGUUACCAACUACAAGAAAAGUUUGAGCAAAAGCAAGAGAAAGGCUGAACUUUCCAUUCAAGCCAGAGCAGAAGCUGUGCAGAUUGUACCUGAGAAAGUAAAGUUGCAGACCGUGGCUCCUGUUUUGGUGGAAGUGCCCAAGGAAACCACAACUAAUGAACAGAAUGUGUCCAGGUUACUUGUUGAAGAAAAACCGGGAGAUGCUGCUAGUAGGUCCAGUAGUUCAAGUAGCUCUAGCAGUGAUUCUGGAUCUUCUUCAAGUGACUCUGAUAGUGAAAGUUCCUCUGCCUCCGGAUCUGAUGCUGGACAUUCACCUAGAGCUUGAGUGUUUCUCGUUCGGUUUUGCAGAUUGGCCUCUAUGAGUUUGAUGUAGCAUUUGGGUGUAUAGUGAAGAUUUUGGUACCUCGGACCUGACGGGCUCCCUCCAGGCGGUUGAGCCACCGCCGAGAUGCUGUUGUUGAAACUGGGAACAAGGCUUCAGCAGCACUGGACAAUAUGUGGAGUAUCUGUAUAAUUAUAAUUUGGAUGGGUUGAUUGUGGUGUUGAAUGGGUAGAGAUUAGGAAUAGGAGAAACUGGAAGCACGUGUGUACAUUUCUAAUUUAACAAGUACUACUCAACUCACCCUAGUUUCAGGGGACUUUGUUUUAGUGUGUUUAUUCUUUCUGAUGGUUCUUUGAUGUGAUGUUAUUAUACAGAAAGUCAGAAACAAGGCAUUGUAAUUCAAAAGUAGUAAGCAUGCUUCAAAUGAAAAGUAAUAAUUAUGAUUUGAUGUUGCCCUUA
This is a messenger RNA of Gossypium raimondii (Peruvian cotton), 3037 nucleotides long. RefSeq names its product transcription factor GTE4. Gene Ontology annotation, molecular function: protein binding. Bases 533 to 2581 code for a protein of 682 amino acids. The record is from RefSeq and is a predicted model, not a curated record. Lineage: Eukaryota; Viridiplantae; Streptophyta; Magnoliopsida; Malvales; Malvaceae. The transcript is spliced from 6 exons.